AGUUAUUUUUCAUGUAAGAUAAAUGAGAUGGAAAGCAGUGUUAUAAAAGUAAGAGAAGGAAAAUGGAGGGGUCGUUAUCUUAUUGCUAAAACAAUACGGGUAAAAGAAAGCUUAGUUUAAUUGGGAAAGUGUAAGGCAAAAAAGUCGACUAUAUGUCAGAUUGGCGUGCGUAUCACUGUACCAAAUGCUUAGAAGAAAGAGGGUAUAAUUAGAGUUUUGAGUAUGAUGAUUCUUUACACCUUUAUUUGCUCAAAAAAGAAGCCAACCUCACUUUCCAGUUUCAAGCAUACACAGCAAAAAAGGAGCUAAAUACAGCUAUUUUGUGAAUUAGUAGGGAGAGUAAUUUUCUUCAUAAUCUGUACUGGUAAUUACAUAAAAGUGGGGACAGUGGUGCUGAUUCUAAAGAGAUUGAUAAGUUUGUUUUGGGAACAUUGUGAGAUUGGGUUUUAGUGAAUACACGGGGUUGCUUUGGAGGCUAGCAAAAGUUUAGGGACAAGUCAUCUCUUUUAUGGUCCUUCAAAUUCAUUGGUGAGAGAGGAUUAUUGAGUAGAGGAAUGUGGAUUCUGGUGUUUGCUUUUCCAGGGAAGGCAAAGGAAGUUGUUUAAAUAUUUAGUAGUACUAAGAGUGGAGGAAUAAACAAUUAGAGAAAGGGCGGUGGCCUCUGGUUUUGAGAGCUAAAAAUUUGCAUAUUUUGAGGUAUUAAGUCGGUUGGUUGUAUGUCUUGGAUUGGCAUUUUUGGUUGGUUGUGGUUGAGCUUACAACUAGAAUUAGUAAAGAAGCCAACGCUCCUUAUUGAAAGCUUGUGAAUUUUGGAAAUAUAGACACUUCUGUGUUGCCCUUUACUUUUUCCUUACACAAAGAUGAAGUUUAUGAAACUUGGAUCCAAGCCUGAUCAAUUUCAGACAGAAGGAGAUAAUAUCAGGUAUGUAGCAACUGAAUUGGCGACAGACAUGGUCAUCAAUGUUGGAGAUGUAAAAUUUUAUCUCCACAAGUUCCCCCUUCUAUCCAAGAGUUUUCGCUUGCAGAAGUUGACAGCACAUACAAAUGAGGAAAGCAAUGAUGAAAUCAACAUCGACGAUAUACCUGGUGGACCUGAAGCGUUUGAAAUAUGUGCAAAGUUCUGUUAUGGUAUGACAGUAACUCUGAAUGCGUAUAAUGUGAUUGCGGCUCGUUGUGCAGCGGAAUACCUGGAAAUGUAUGAAACUGUCGAGAAGGGUAACCUUAUUUACAAGAUUGAGGUUUUUCUUACAUCUAGCAUCUUCCGUAGUUGGAAAGAUUCAAUCAUUGUUCUCCAAACAACAAAAUCCUUUCUUCCCUGGUCCGAGGAAUUAAAAAUUGUUAGUCAUUGUCUAGACUCUGUUGCAUCUAAAGCUUACAUCGAAACCUCAAAGGUGGACUGGUCUUAUACAUAUAACCGCAAAAAGCUUCCAUCUGAAAAUGGAAGUGAUCCGCUAUGGAAUGGUGUGAAAAAGCAACCUUAUGUCCCAAGAGACUGGUGGGUCGAGGACCUUUCUGAACUUCAUAUUGACUUGUAUAAACGGGUUAUCACUUCAAUAAAAACAAAGGGAGGAAUGUCUCCAGAAGUAAUAGGUGAAGCAUUGAGAGCGUAUGCCUACAGAAGGCUACCGGGAUUCAGCAAGGGUACAAUCCAAGGAAGUGAUCCUGCUAAGUAUCAGUACUUGGUUGAUGUGAUUACUUCUCUGUUGCCCGCAGAGAAACGUAGUGUUUCCUGUAGUUUCUUGGUCAGAUUGUUACAGACGUCUAUUUCUUUGGAAUGUGGAGAAACAGUAAGAAGUGAACUGAAGAGGAGGAUCGGCCUGCAGCUGGACGAGGCAUCGGUAGCUGACCUCCUCCUUCGAGCACCAGCUAAUGAAACUAUUACAUACGAUAUUGACAUAGUACAUGAGCUUGUUCAGCAGUUCAUGCUGCAGAAAAGGAGCGGUCAGAGUGAUUUUCCUGAUGAUAAUGAAUUUCAGGAGAUGUACCCUGCAUUUGCAUCGGAAGCUUCGAAGGUUAAGGUGGCAAGGGUGAUUGAUGGUUACCUUGCUGAAGUUUCUCGAGAUCCAAAUCUACCUUUGGCGAAAUUUGUCAAUCUUGCUGAAAUGGUGUCCGGCUUACUGAGACCUUCCCAUGAUGGAAUUUACCGUGCUAUUGACAUGUAUCUAAAGGAACAUCCUGGGAUCACCAAGAGUGAAAGAAAAAGAAUUUGUAAGCUAAUGGAUUGCCGGAAGCUAUCACCUGAGGCCUGCAUGCAUGCUGUGCAGAACGAGCGCCUUCCUUUGAGAGUAGUUGUACAAGUUCUGUUCUUUGAGCAAACCAGAGCGACAACAUCAUCUGGUGGUGGCAGCACACCGGAUCGAGCUGGAACAAUUAAGGCUUUGCUUCCAGGUGAAUCCCACGGGAGCUCAAGAUCUGCUACAACAAACACAGACGAGGACUGGGACGCGGUCCCCACUGCUGAGGAGCUUAAAGCUUUGAAAGGGGAGCUUGCUAUGCUAAGGUUGAGGGACAAGGAUACUAAUUCAAUAGACAUGAAAAUGGGUGCCGAAAAAGUUGGAGGUGGCAAAGCGAAGGGUUUAGUCAUGUCCAAGAAGAUUUUCUCAAAACUGUGGUCCAACAAAGAUAGACUAAGUGAGAACAGCAGCUCGGAUACAUCAGAAAGCCCGGGAUCUUCCAAUGCCGGGGAAUCAAAGUCCACCCCAUCAAGAAGUAGGAGGCAUUCACUGUCUUAAUGUUAGUUGCAGCUUAACCAAUUUCUCAUAAGUUUAUUUAAAAGUUCCAUCCCGCGUUUGAUGCUAGGAUUGGAAGAAGUUAAAGUCUGUCCCUAACCCUUGAAGUGGUAGGGAGAAUUCCCCCUAAAUGUUUUGAGCAUUUUGAAGAAUGUAUUUGCAAGGUUAGAUCAGCUUGGGAAUGAAUUGGAUCCUCUAGUUUGAUAUUUUUUCCAUUGUACUCAAUUGUUCCCAAAGAGAAAUAUAGGUUCUCUUUUUACAAGAUUGGAAUUGGUUUUAGACCAUAAGCACAGAGUCUUUAUGAUUAAGUGUGAGAUCCAAAUUGCUUGGACUUUGCAUUCA
Messenger RNA from Lycium barbarum (goji berry), 3071 nucleotides. Its product is annotated as BTB/POZ domain-containing protein NPY3-like. Gene Ontology annotation, molecular function: protein binding. Bases 861 to 2732 code for a protein of 623 amino acids. NCBI's taxonomy places the organism in Eukaryota, Viridiplantae, Streptophyta, Magnoliopsida, Solanales, Solanaceae. The transcript is spliced from 5 exons. The record is from RefSeq and is a predicted model, not a curated record.